AAAAUCGCCAUCAUCGGCGCUGGCCCAGGAGGCACCAUGCUCGCGCGCCUGCUCCACCAAUCCUCCAUCCCAACCACCAUCUUCGAAGCCGAGACGUCCAUCGACGACCGCUCGCAAGGCGGCUCCCUGGACCUCCGCGCCGGAACCGGUCUCCUCGCAAUGCAGAAAGCCGGCCUAUUCCAGGAGUUCCUAAAGCUCGCCCGGUACGACGGCGAGGCGCUGCUGCUCUGCGACAAGAGGCAGACGACGUGGAUGGCGCGGCCGGCGGGGGACGCCGCGCGCAAGAGUGCGUUGCAAGAGGCGCCGGAGAUCGAUAGGGUGUUGUUGCGGCGCUUGCUGAUCGAGAGUAUCCCGGAUGGCUGCGUACGCUGGGGACGGAAGGUCGUGAGCGUGGAUGAGGAUCGCGGGUUGCAUUUUGCGGAUGGGAGUGUUGAGAGGGGGUUCGAUCUCGUGGUUGGGGCGGACGGCGCGUGGAGUAGGGUGAGGAGGUUUCUGUCUGAGGAGGUGCCGGCGUAUGCGGGGCUUGGGGGGUAUAUGUUGGAUGUUCCUGCUGAUGCUGAGAUGCGUGCACCGAGGGCGUUCGGGUUUGUGAAUAGGGGGAGUGUGUUUGCGUUUUCUGAUCAGAAGAGUUUGAGUGGGCAGUUUGUCAGUGACAAGAGCAUCAGGGUCUCGACGUGGAGUGUCCGCGACGAGAAGUGGAUCGCGGAGAAGGGAGAGGAUGCAUCUGAUCCGGUGAAAGUCAAGGCGGAAUUGCGACAGGUUUUCGAGGACUGGAGCCCGGAUCUUUUGAAUCUCAUCGAUAGUACAGAUGGACCCGUGUAUCCGAAGAACCUCUACACUCUUCCCGUGGGCUUCAAAUGGGAGCAUCAGGAAGGCGUGACUCUCCUCGGCGAUGCCGCACACCUAAUGACGCCUUUCGCUGGCGUCGGGGUCAACACUGCUCUCUAUGAUGCCAUGUUACUCUGCAGAGCCAUUGUGGAAGCCCAAAAUUCACCAACGCCUGCUGCAAGUUUAGACAAAAGUAUCAUUCAAUACGAGAAGACUAUGUGGGGACACGCACAUAAGGCCCAGCAGAUGUCCUACGAUGCAAUGGUAGACAUGAUAUUCACACCUGGAGCACCACGGACCACAAUAGAGCGCUGGAUG
This is a messenger RNA of Aaosphaeria arxii CBS 175.79, 1146 nucleotides long. RefSeq names its product FAD/NAD(P)-binding domain-containing protein. The transcript has a single exon. Gene Ontology annotation, molecular function: FAD binding. NCBI's taxonomy places the organism in Eukaryota, Fungi, Ascomycota, Dothideomycetes, Pleosporales. The annotation marks the transcript as partial. The record is from RefSeq and is a predicted model, not a curated record.